Messenger RNA from Monodelphis domestica (gray short-tailed opossum), 4881 nucleotides. It is a transcript of the gene FMR1NB, whose product is annotated as FMR1 neighbor. The record is from RefSeq and is a predicted model, not a curated record. Lineage: Eukaryota; Metazoa; Chordata; Mammalia; Didelphimorphia; Didelphidae.
GGAGGUCUUGGGUUCAAAUAUGACAUUAGAUACUUCCUAGCUGUGUGAUGCUGGGCAAGUCACUUCACCCCCAUUGCCUAGCCCUUACCAUUCUUCUGCCUUGGAACCAAAACACAGUAUUGAUUCUAAGAUGGAAGGUAAGUGUUAAAAAAAAGUUAGAGAGUAGCACUAAAAUUCUUCAUUUUUAUUACUUGAGUGGUUAAAGAUAUUAAGCUCUAAUAUAACUGGAAGCUGCUAAGUUUCAUACUGUAUAGUUUUAUUAAGGAUAUCAACUUUUGCUUGUUGUUAAUUGGGAGGAAAGAAGAAAAGAAGUGCCCAGAAACAAUAGAACAAAUCUUGGGCAAUUUUUCUGAUAACUGCAUAUUAGUUAUGUAUCUCUUACAUCCCUUUUAAUAUUUAGAUGCUUAUUCCACACAAAAGCUAUGAAUUCUCAACCAGGGGUUAGAAAUCAUUUUAGAAGAAGUCUGGUAUACUGCCAAUUUUCUCAAUACAUUAGAAUCAAAGUCUUAAAUCCCACUUUUCGUUCUAGGACCUUUAUUCCUGAUUUUCUAUUUUUUCUUUUGAUAGAUGCAUUAAGUGAAUGGAAUUUCUUUCAUAGCUUCCUUGUUUUCAAAAAACAAUCAGAAGCCUUCAUGACUUAUCUGUUAAUAUAAUUAAGUGCCUCCUGGAGACAGUAUACUGUACUUUAAGAAAUAGUGGCCUAGCCUGUGAGUUUACAAUCUGAGUGGGAUUUAGAAUAAUCUCUAAACACAGGCAUCCUGAUGAUUUGAAAGACCAUUGCUCUGGGAGCCAUAAGGGCAGGUCUCUAUCACUGUGUGACCUCAUAAGUCCCAUCUCGCUCUUUUUUUUCUUCAUCUAUAAGUUGGACUCUAAAGUUCCCUAAACUUCAGUUUUUUAUAAUUAUAUAAAGGGAAGAGGCUGUUUUUCACCAAGUUAGAACAACCAAAAAGAUCAAAUCAACAAAUAUUUUUGUACAUUUUAUGUACGAGGCACUGUACUAGAUAAUAGUGUGGGUAUGGGUUCAAAUUAAAAUAAAUGGGUCUUCCCCUGUGGUAUUUGUAAGAGCAGCAAAAUUAAAUCGUUUCCACUAAAGUCUCAAAUGGGUUAUUAAUCCAUUUAUUGUUUAUAUGUUCAUGGUAUUCAAUUCAAUAAUUCCUAAGCCUUCUGAACACACGUGGUGGUUUAUUGUACGUGCAGUAAAUGGUUCUCAUCCAGUUUCUCAUGGUGAACCACAAAUGGCAAAUAUAUAGCCUUCUGUCAAGCCAAGUUCAGAGCCUCUUCUGACUUUGGUGUAGGCCCUAACAAAGCUUGUGCUCUCCUAAUACUACCACUGAGUCCUGUCACCUUGAGACCUUUGGCAACUUAGAGUAAAACUUGGUGAGAAGAGAUAUAGACUUAUUUUUAAAAUUUAUGUUUAUAUCUAUGCUUUUUUCACACUAUGAAUUAAUGAGAAGGGAGUUAAAAUAUUGCCCCUGAUCACUUUGUAUUUCUAGUGAUAUUAUAAGAAUCUUUCAUGCAAGAAGCUUCUUGAAUAUGCUGAUGAAAAUAGUUUUACAGAUUAGUCAAGACCAUUGAAAUUAUUGAUGAAACAAUUGAGGCAAUUCCAGUAAUCUGUAAUAAUGGAGUGAAGUCAAGGUGUGGCUAAUAUAAAAAAUUUGAUUGUUCAAAACCCCAUUACAUUUGGUCGAUUUGUUUGUUGUAAUGAUAGAUUUACUUUAGUAUUUAUUUUCUUAGCCUAACGUGAAAAGUGCUUUGAUUUUCUUCAGCAUCAAAUGUAGCACAGUGAAAAAUGUCUUCUGAAGCCCAAGACCUUAUUCUAAUUACUCCUCUUUACCUUUCUUGGCUCAGUUUCCUCACCUGUAAAAUAAAUAAAGGAGGUGGACUAAAUGUUCUCUGGAGAACUUGACCGAAUCUGUAAUUCUAUGUGCAUAAACUGUUUGAAGAGAGAUGAAACUAAUUGUAAGGCCAUAUAAAUCUCUUUUUAGAUUAAAAGUGUACUGUGGGAUGGUGCAAUAGUUUUCUUUUCCAUUGUGUCCUAUCUAGUCAUUAGUACUGCUCUUAUAUAGGCAAUGACAUGGGGCUAGGUCUAUGUGUUUUUACCUUUACAAUACAUGCAGCUAUAGGUAUAGUUCUAGUUUAUUGCUGGGCACCACAGAUAUUUUAAGAUUUCUACAGAAUACUCAUUUGUUUAUGAAUCAAGCAACGUCUUGUUCUGAGCCAGUCAUACAGUUCAUAUCAUCUGAGCACUUAUAACAUUUUGUGCCACCCUUUAGAAUCGACUGGCUUUGAGGAUAGCCCACCUUGAUUAUCUUCAGAAAAGUAAAAGGUUUUUUCCUCCUCAUCCCUCCCCUGUAUUUUUCUCUUUUUUUUAAAUAACCACUUCUUGAUUUGGAGCAUUAAUGAUCUAGAAUCAUAGCUUCAAAGGCGGUAUUUAUCAUUGAUCCAGCUCAGCCCUCAUUGUACAGUAGAAGAAUACUGUUCAAUGCCAGGAGGUAGUAACUUGUUUGGUAUUAACAAAGCUAGUGACUGGUAGAGUUGAAAUUCAUUCCAUUAUUCUUAGAAUAAUUUUUCCCUGAGUUUCAAGUUGGGUCAUCAGAGAUGUUUUCUGCCCAGUGCCAGCCAGGAACAGGAGAAAGAGCCCUUGCCACUAGCAAUUUGUUAAUGCUACAUCUCUCUAAAAUAAAAGAGCCUCCAUGUUACUCUCUAGUUAGUAAAACUUGAGGAACAAAAAGUUGUUCACUAAGCCCCAAAGUUUAAAUUUGAAGGUCACUCCCAUAGCCUCUUACACAUGUUUCUCCUAACUCCUUUAUCCUAGAGACAAAUAAUAGCACCCUAGUUGGUUUUUGUUUAAAGGUAGGUGUCUUGUGCUUUUCAAGCAGUCAUAGGAUCAUGGAUUCACAAGAUGUAGUGAUGAGGAAAGAGAUCUUGGAGAAAAGAAACUACCAAGGCCCAGAGGGCAUAACUGACAGGCUACAAGGCAGAUAUCUAGGUUCAAAGCCAGUACUUUAGACUCCAAAGCCAAUGCUCUUUUCUACUUAACACUUUCCAGUUGACCAAAAUGUGCAUCUUCAUGUUUCUUUGAAGUACAUUUUUCCCUAUGCAGAACAGAUCUGAUUCUAAUCCUGUUUGUCUUGGGCUAAAGCCAACUGCUGUGUUAAGAGUAGUCCAGGAGCAGGAUGCGAGGCAUUGCUAGGUACUGGGUCUACAAAAACAGAAUACUUUCUAAUAAUUGUUAAAAAUGAAGAAAUGAGAGGUGGGGGCUUUAUGAGAAUCACAGGACUAACCAAGUGUCUGAGACAACAUUUGAACCCAAGUCUUCCCAUCAGCACUGUAUAGCAUUUACAGACUUUUGUUAGGUCUUGGACCACUUCAGAAUCAUUCUUAAAAUAGCUGAAGAUGGGAUUACAAAGAGAUCAUUCAAAUACAGUUAUCAGUUUGUAUUAAAAGAUUUCAUUCCUAUGUACAUGUGUAUAUACACAUACGUGUAGAUAAACGUGUGUAUAUCUUGAAUUCUAAAUGUAUGAAUCCCACAUUAAGAACCUAACCAGAACGAGAAUUCUGGUAAUAUUGGACCUAUAAGGAGGUGGGGAUAAGAUCAUCCUUCUGAUGGUGGAACUCUUCCAAAAGUCAAGCAGCCAUUGGGCCCAUAAGCAAGUAUCCCUGUUCCCCUUAAGGGAUUAUCCCACCCGGGAUGAAUAGACCCUAGCCCCUGCUGCGGAGGAAUCUGGUUUUGUGUGAAGUGGUUAGGGGGCGGGGUGGGCACACCGCCCCAUCCCGGAACUUCUUCCAAGUCAUUGACUAGUUUAGUGGCUGCCGAAGGGGGAGGAAAGAAUUCUGUGACCUCUCAAUAGGGUUUGGAAUGGUGAUGCUGGUGGAAUUCCAGUCUCCAGGCAACUAGUUUCAUUGUGGUUCAGGAGGCCAGUGAGCUUGGCACUUAUGCGCCUGGCUCCCUGCCUCCCGCUUUCUCCUUAGCGGUUGGCUUCCUUAGGGAGAAGGGCAGACCCAUCGAGUCACAUCUGGAUUAUAGAGCUUCACGGAUAGUCUAUGCCGCGUGAAGUUGGCCAGAUGCAUUUACUUACCUAUUUUGUAGGCUGUUGUAUCUUCUGGACGCUCUGCACCAGCCUUAGGCCAGGUUUUGCAGUGCCACUUGGACUUAUGUUGGCGAAAAAUGAUAAGUUAAUUGAAGAAUCUAGAAAAAUAUUAGGAGAACCAGAAGAUGGUGGAAUUAACUUCUUCUACCCAAAGACUUGCAGACCAAAGGAUGGACAGAAGAUUGAAGCAUGUGAUGCAGACGAGGAACUUAAUAAAACCAUGUGUUUGCGAUUCAACUGCUGCUAUUCCCUUGAAAAAAAACAUGACAUGGCAUGCUAUUCUCCAUUAGUCGACAACAUUCAGCUGACUCUUCGCUUCUUCAUCCUUGGCAUUACCUGCUUGAUUUUCCUGGUGUGUGUUCCGAUAUGUUGCUGCAUCCUUUGCCAAAAAAGCACAGUGCCUGAAAACUUACAAGGAGGUAACUCGGAAGUCACCAAGAUCCUGCUGCAACAUUCUGACACCCUGGAAAACAUCAAUGAUAUUGAGGAGGAGGAGGAGAAGGAGGAGAAGGAAGAGGAGGAGGAUAAUGUGGAUGAGGAUGGUAAUAAUGGUGAUGGUUAUAACGAUGAUGGUGAUGCAGAUGAUGCAAUUCCAGAAGACACUAGAAAAGCAAAAGGCAAAGGAAAAGCAAAAUAGAAAUGAUAUAGUUCGGCUGUUUUUUUAUAUUCUGCAGCAAAUGAAUAAGAUGCAAAGGACUUGAUAUAAAGACAUGUUAUGACUUCGGAAUGGCACUCUGUUAUUCUCUAAUCUGCAUUUUCUGGAGCUCCAUAAAACUUAUAUAUAAACAAA